AUGGAUUGUGGUGACUACUAAGCUAUGCUUAGCUGAGCUUCGCCGGGUGGUGAAUCUUAACCGGGUGCAUAGUGAUGGCGGUUCACUUCUAUAUAACACAAGCGACGAGCUGAGUGCGAAUGCAGAUCCCCCCAUUACCGUAUAUGUGCCCACAAAGGAACACGCAUCAUACAGCUGGGGAACGGAAGGUGUCGAAAUUGAAGUACUGGGAGGCAACCAAGUGGAACCGUAUUGGAAGCACCCUGACCAACACUGGCCAUGAAAUAACAGCCCGAGAGCGGAAUGAGACAUCGGGGGGACGGUUACGGAACGUCUGCAGUGGGCACUUCCAGGGCGUACUUAGUCCAAAAACAGGCGCUUAAUGAAAAUCGAAGGCAGAGAACGACUUCAGUGAAUCGAGAGACGGCGACCCUUUUGUACUUAGUAUGACAGCUG
Molecule: messenger RNA, 435 nt
Organism: Cantharellus anzutake
Lineage: Eukaryota; Fungi; Basidiomycota; Agaricomycetes; Cantharellales; Hydnaceae
Exons: 2
Source: RefSeq, a predicted model, not a curated record